Molecule: messenger RNA, 1043 nt
Organism: Cyprinus carpio (common carp)
Lineage: Eukaryota; Metazoa; Chordata; Actinopteri; Cypriniformes; Cyprinidae
Product: sulfotransferase family 4A, member 1
Exons: 7
Coding region: 207-1043 (278 amino acids)
Biological process (GO): sulfation
Cellular component (GO): cytoplasm
Molecular function (GO): sulfotransferase activity
Source: RefSeq, a predicted model, not a curated record
ACCGCCCCGACGAUUGGUGCUGAUGCUGAGAGAAACCCAUUACAUCAUCUCUCCUCCACCUGAUUGGCUGAAGUGCAAGGCGCACGCAAAGCGGCACGUCUUUGCCAAACAAUCAGGGCUGGUGGAUAUCAAAUGCGUCCUCUUCGCCACACAUUUCUUUAAAAAUAAAUCCCUUCAAUCCUUUCGUGUUGCACUCGUUUGAAAGGAUGGCGGAAAGCGAGGUGGACACGCCGAGCACCCCGAUUGAAUACGAGAGCAAAUACUUCGAGUAUCAUGGAGUUCGACUCCCUCCUUUCUGCAGGGGCAAGAUGGACGAGAUCGCCAACUUUUCGUUAAGAAGUAGCGACAUAUGGAUCGUUACCUACCCCAAAUCAGGUACCAGUUUGUUACAGGAGGUGGUGUAUCUUGUGAGUCAGGGUGCGGACCCAGAUGAGAUCGGGCUCAUGAAUAUUGAUGAGCAGCUUCCCGUGUUGGAAUAUCCACAGCCGGGUUUGGAGAUCAUCCAGGAGCUGACAUCACCUCGUCUAAUCAAAAGCCACCUGCCGUAUCGUUUCCUGCCUACAGCGAUGCACAAUGGAGAAGGCAAGGUGAUCUAUAUGGCCAGGAACCCUAAAGACCUGGUGGUGUCCUACUUCCAGUUUCAUCGCUCUUUACGAACCAUGAGCUACCGGGGUACAUUCCAGGAGUUCUGCAGGCGAUUCAUGAACGAAAAGUUGGGAUACGGCUCCUGGUUUGAGCAUGUUCAGGAGUUCUGGGAGCAUCGCAUGGACUCGAAUGUUCUCUUCUUGAAGUAUGAGGAUAGUUUUAAGGAUCUGGGGACCCUGGUGGAACAGCUGGCUCGCUUUCUUGGCAUCUCGUGUGAUAAAGCCCAGCUGGAGAGCAUGGUGGAGAGCUGUAACCAACUCAUCGACCAGUGCUGCAACUCUGAGGCCCUGUCCAUCUGCCGGGGUCGUGUUGGGCUUUGGAAGGACAUUUUCACUGUGUCUAUGAAUGAAAAGUUCGAUGCUGUUUACCGACAGAAGAUGGCAAAGUCUGACCUUUGA